This is a messenger RNA of Ilyonectria robusta, 2852 nucleotides long. RefSeq names its product P-loop containing nucleoside triphosphate hydrolase protein. Gene Ontology annotation, biological process: cellular response to heat. The transcript has a single exon. NCBI's taxonomy places the organism in Eukaryota, Fungi, Ascomycota, Sordariomycetes, Hypocreales, Nectriaceae. The coding region runs from base 44 to 2626 and encodes 860 amino acids. Gene Ontology annotation, cellular component: mitochondrial matrix; cytoplasm. Gene Ontology annotation, molecular function: ATP binding; ATP hydrolysis activity. The record is from RefSeq and is a predicted model, not a curated record.
UCUGUAAUCAGUACGUACCCUGUUGCCGCUCCGUGAGCCGGGCAUGGGGCUUCCGGCACGUGGUGAUAAGAUAAGACUUUCGGAGCUGCGGGCGCCGGAAAGUACGAGAAAGUGCUCCUGGCGUCAUGAGACCUCUGGCGAAGCUUCCCGACCGAUUGAUAUUGCAGCUGUUUGCCCCUCGAAGUUGGAUUUCCUCCCUCUUUUGUUCCCAUCCCUAAUUCUCUCUCCUUUUUCCUAUGUAUAUGCUCCGAUCACCAACAUGCAGGCACGCAGACAAUUAAUUACGUCGGCCCAGCGACUUGCUGUCGCACCGACCCGAUCCCUCCGGCCACUUACACGACUCCUAGCGACGCAAACUGUCCGCCCGACAACAUUGCGAUUGAUCCCGAACCUUUCUAUCCGAACCUACGCAAAUGGACGACCUCACCCACCCGGUGGGACGCACCGGAUGGACAUGGGUGGCGGCGAAGAGGAGAAACCGGCUCUGGAGCAGUUUGGUAUCGACCUGACUGCAAGGGCAAAAGAUGGAAAGCUGGAUCCCGUGAUUGGAAGGGAUGCCGAGAUCCAGAGGACCAUUCAGAUUUUGUCACGCCGUACGAAAAAUAACCCUGUGCUGAUCGGUAACGCGGGAACAGGAAAGACGGCAAUUCUCGAAGGACUGGCGCUACGAAUCGUCCGUGGUGAUGUCCCCGAGAGUGUCAAAAACAAAAGGGUCAUCAGCUUGGACCUUGGGUCACUGAUUGCCGGUGCCAAGUUCCGAGGUGACUUCGAGGAGAGGUUGAAAAAGGUGCUCAGCGAAGUGGAGAAAGCAGAUGGUGAGGUCAUCCUGUUCAUCGAUGAACUUCACACCCUGCUCGGGCUGGGUAAGGCCGAAGGUUCCAUCGACGCCUCCAACCUUUUAAAGCCAGCUCUUGCUCGAGGAGAGCUUCAAUGCUGCGGCGCCACCACCCUUACAGAGUAUCGUCAAAUCGAGAAAGAUGUUGCGCUGGCCCGAAGAUUCCAGCCCAUUCUCGUUACCGAACCCAGUGUCGAGGAUACCAUUAGCAUUCUUCGAGGUAUCAAAGACAAGUACGAAGUUCACCAUGGCGUCCGGAUUGCGGACGGGGCUUUAGUGGCUUCCGCAACGCUCUCCAACCGCUACAUUACCGACCGCUUUCUGCCAGACAAGGCCAUCGAUCUGAUGGACGAGGCCGCCAGUCACCUAAAGCUCCAACACGAAUCCAAACCCGAGGACAUCAUGCGCCUUGACCAUAAGAUUAUGACCAUUCAGAUCGAACUUGAGAGCCUUCGAAAAGAAAGCGAUGUGGCAAGCAAGGAGCGAAGAGAGAAACUCGAGAAGGACCUCCAAAAGUGCGCUGACGAGAACGCCGAGUUGAAUGCUCGGUGGGAGAAGGAAAGAGCCGAGAUUGAAUCGGUCAAGACGGUCCAAGAAGACCUCGACAAGGCCAAGUUUGAGCUCGAACAGGCGCAAAGAGAAGGCAAAUUUGCCCGUGCGUCCGAGCUGAGGUUCGGUGUCAUCCCUACAUUGGAGCAGAAGCUUCCACAGGAGGGCGAAGCCAAAGAGUCCAGCGAUGAUGUUCUCAUCCAUGACUCCGUCACCGCUGAUGAUAUCGCUAACGUUGUCUCCCGAAUCACUGGUAUUCCCGUGACCAAGUUGACUUCUGGACACAUUGAGAAAUUGGUCCACAUGGAAGACAGUCUCCGCGUGGCCGUCAAAGGUCAGGACGAGGCCAUCAAGGCCGUCUCCAACGCGGUUCGCCUCCAGCGAGCUGGCUUGAGCGGCGACAACCGUCCCCUGGCGUCGUUCUUCUUCCUCGGCCCUACUGGCGUGGGCAAGACGGAGCUCUGCAAGAAGCUCGCCAACUUUCUCUUCUCGACCGAGUCCGCGGUGGUGCGUUUCGAUAUGUCAGAGUUUCAAGAGAAGCAUACCAUUUCCCGUCUCAUUGGAGCUCCCUCCGGCUACGUCGGUUACGACGAUGCUGGGCAGCUGACCGAGGCCGUCCGCCGCAAGCCAUAUGCGGUUCUGCUCUUUGAUGAAUUUGAGAAGGCGCACCGAGAUAUUUCGGCUCUACUGCUGCAGGUCCUUGACGAGGGUUAUCUGACCGAUGCCCAGGGCCACAAAGUCGACUUCAAGAACACCAUCAUUGUCCUGACUUCCAACCUUGGUGCCGAUAUCCUUGUCGGCCAAAACCACCUGCAGCCUUACAUUGAGACCCCGGAUGGCGACAUCGACCCUUCGGUCCGCAAGGCUGUCAUGGAUGUGGUCGCUUCUGCGUAUCCUCCCGAGUUCUUGAACCGCAUUGACUCCUUCAUCGUCUUUAAGCGCCUGGCCCUCAGCGCCAUCCGCGACAUUGUCGACAUCCGCCUCAAGGAGCUACAGCAGCGCCUCGAUGACAGACGCAUCGUGCUCUCUGUCCCCAACGACGUCAAAGACUGGCUUGCAGAACGCGGAUAUGACCCCAAGUUUGGUGCCCGCCCUCUCCAUCGACUCAUCACCAACGAGAUUAGCAACGGUCUCGCAGAUCAAAUCAUCAAGGGUGAUUUAAAGAUGGGUGAGACGGCCGAGGUAAAGAUCCGCGACGACAAAGAGGGUCUGGAUAUUUCCAUCAUCCCGAAGGCGUCUUGAGUUUUACAAGCAGCAUAUGAGUUUAUCGGUUAAUGAAUUAACGUGUACCAUACCCAAUGUAACAUUUUGUAUUUGCAGAGAUACUCUCCACUGGCACCAGAACAGUAUUUACUUGAUAUUAUCAAUAGAAUAGCUAAUUGCCUUUCCUCUCGAACACAUUGGCUCGUGAUUUCUAGGCUCCCCGUUGCUCAGAGUGUCAGCCGACCGCUUAUGACGGAUCCCGUCA